AUGCUAAAAAUUCAAGAGAUCAAAUCAUUCGAUAUUAAUAUUCUUGAAAAAAAGAAAAAGAAAAAAAAGAAAAAAAGAAAUGAAGAAGAAAGAUUGAAAAGCGAUUGCAAAUCUGCAGCUGCGAUAGCAGACAGUCUAACCAACGACGAUGGAAUCCGCUUCCGUCUCGCGAAACGCGACGAGAAUGUCGAUGAACGUCGUCCAGACGAAGGUAGCCCGUUUACUUUCGUGUUAUUGUUAGGAAACAACGGCGACCUAACCCAAACUUCCGUCCCGACGGUUCUGAUCCUUCGUCGUUAA
Messenger RNA from Heterotrigona itama, 300 nucleotides. NCBI's taxonomy places the organism in Eukaryota, Metazoa, Arthropoda, Insecta, Hymenoptera, Apidae. The record is from the annotation of a GenBank genome assembly.